AUGAUUGUGCCAAAUGUUGUAACUGGGUUCCAUGCGGCUUGUGUCGCUUUCUUUUUGGCAACAGUAGCUACGGCAGAGGGCGAGAACUUGUUGAAACGGGCUGUUUGCGGCCCGGGCAUCGGAUCAUGUCCCCCGGGUGCUUGCUGCUCUGCUUCAGGUUGGUGCGGUACAACAACCGAGUAUUGCGAAGGAUCUCAAUGUCAGUUGGAGUACAGUGACUCCUGCGAUACCUUCUUUGGUCCGUCCGGACCCAGCACUGAGAAAGUCAGUCGCCCUCGAGUUGGAAAUGUGCCAUAUGGAACUAUCAUUACGAAAUGUUCGAUCCCCGGUACCAUGGCCUUGACAUUCGACGAUGGCCCGUUUGUGUAUACCAAUCAGAUGCUGGAUCUACUGGACAAACUCAACGUCAAGGCUACAUUCUUCGUCGCGGGAAAUAAUCGCGGUAAAGGUCAUAUUGAUGACCCUGUCCAUGGGUGGGAUGCCAUUUUGAGACGCACCUACCGUGCUGGGCACCAGAUUGCGAGUCACACAUGGACUCAUCGGGACCUGAACAAAGUCAACCGUACGAUACAAUGGUCUGAAAUGAUUUUUAAUGAGAUGGCAUUUCGAAACAUCUUUGGAUUCUUCCCGACAUACAUGCGGCCCCCAUAUCUGGAAUGCUCAGCCGAUUCGGGAUGUGUAGAUGUUAUGGCCACACUGGGUUAUCACAUUGUCACCAACAAUAUUGAUACCAAAGACUAUGCAAAUGAUAGCCCCGAGCUCAUUCAAAAUUCGAAAAGUCGAUUUGACUCCCAGGUAUCACCAAGAGCUAAUGAUCACAGCUACAUUGUGCUCGCACACGAUGUCCACUUUCAAACGGUGGCCAAUCUCACUGAGCACAUGGUCCGAGUCGCGCGUGAAAGAGGGUACAAGCUCGUCCCUGUCGGAGAAUGUCUGGGCGAUCCUCGAGAGAACUGGUAUCGUACUAUGAAUGAGGACAAUGCGGUGUCUUCUAGCACCAAGACGUCCAUGACACCAUCCGAGACUAAAACCGGCACACCACCUCGUCAAACCCUGACAGUAUCACCAAAUCAAAGAUGCGGAGGUAGUACGGGUUACACUUGCCAGGGGUCAGCCUUUGGAAACUGCUGCUCGUUUUACGGCUACUGGUAA
Messenger RNA from [Torrubiella] hemipterigena, 1152 nucleotides. The record is from the annotation of a GenBank genome assembly. NCBI's taxonomy places the organism in Eukaryota, Fungi, Ascomycota, Sordariomycetes, Hypocreales, Clavicipitaceae.